This is a messenger RNA of Pipistrellus nathusii (Nathusius's pipistrelle), 375 nucleotides long. Lineage: Eukaryota; Metazoa; Chordata; Mammalia; Chiroptera; Vespertilionidae. The record is from the annotation of a GenBank genome assembly.
AUGCCGGCCCGCUGCCCCCAGGACGUUUUCCUUAUGAUCCGGCGCCACAAGACCACCAUCUUCACGGACGCCAAGGAGUCGAGCACCGUGUUCGAGCUGAAGCGCAUCGUCGAGGGUAUUCUCAAGCGGCCGACCGACGAGCAGCGGCUGUACAAGGAUGACCAGCUUCUGGAUGACAGCAAGACCCUGGGCGAGUGUGGCUUCACCAGUCAAACAGCGAGGCCACAGGCUCCAGCCACUGUGGGGCUGGCCUUCCGGGCAGAUGAUGCAUUUGAAGCUCUGCGCAUUGAGCCCUUCUCCAGCCCUCCAGAGCUGCCUGACGUGAUGAAGCCACAGGACUCAGGAAGCAGUGCCAACGAACAAGCUGUGCAGUGA